CAUCACUCUAGAGACACGAGUUGUUACUGUCUCUCACACACAUUUACACUCUCACACACUGGGGUUAUGCCGUUCAACGUUGUGCUGGACGGACCCGCACCAUGGGGCUUUCGGCUUAUUGGAGGAAGCGACUUCAGCCAACCACUGACCAUCGCCAAGAUAUCCCCAGGAAGUAAAGCUUCAAGAGCCAACCUCUAUCCUGGAGACAUCAUCCUGGCAAUAGACGGAGUUGCUGCAGAAAACAUGAUGCACUGCGAGGCUCAGAACCUUAUCAAGGAUGCGACCUAUCAGCUCACACUCACUGUUGAGAGACCAGAGACCAAACUGUGGUCACCCAAAGUUACUGAAGAUUGCAAAACCAAUCCAUUUAAAAUUAACUUAGAAGCAGAGAAACAAGACUUCAGACCAAUAGGAACAGGCCACAAUCGCAAGGCAGUCCCCUUUGUGGCGGCAGCCAACAUUGAUGAUAAGCGACAGGUGGUGAGUCCAACCUACAACUCCCCUAUUGGCCUUUACUCUUCAGGCAAUAUCCAGGAUGCCUUACAAGGACAACUCAAGGGCCUCAUCCAUAACAAACCAGAGAGUCCCAGGACACUGACCAGUAUAGAGGAGUCAGAUGUAUAUCAGCUGCUGCAGAGAAAUCAGGAUGAGGAAGAGCCCCAUGAACCGCGACAGUCAGGAUCAUUUAAAGCCUUACAGAGCUUUAUCAACAGUGAGGGCUCACCUCCACUAGUGACGAGGAAGGUUCAUGCCCCUGUGAUCAAGCCCUCUGCUCCUGCGGGGAACUUACACAAGCUUCCAAUGUGUGAUAAAUGUGGUAACGGCAUAAUUGGGACAGUUGUGAAGGUUCAGGACAAGUAUCGUCACCCAGACUGUUUUGUGUGUGCAGACUGUGAGGAAAACCUCAAGCAGAAAGGUUAUUACUUCAUAGACCAUGAGCUGUACUGUGAAACUCACGCUCGUGCAUGGAUGAAACCUCCUGAGGUUCCAGACCUUUGAACUUCUCACAGAUCUUCUGUUUACACUAGGGCACCUUCUGGAUCAACCACUCCUGAGUGCAUGGACAUCUGUUUUGUUUGUUUGUUUCUUCUUUUUUUAACACAGACACUUUUCAUCACAAAUCAUGCAUAAUCACAUCAACCAGAUACUGAAAGACACAGGGGUUUAUGAAUAGUGCUUUAGCUGAUUGUUUGUCAUGAGUGGGAUGCAGUGUUUUGCACUUACAGUAGGCUACUUCAUAGCAAUAGGGUGUGUUGACUGAAAUAAAUUUUUCUGAAUAAAGGUUUUGAUUUUGAAGUAUCAUGAUAUUUAAUAUAUGCUCUCUUAUUUUGAGUGCUUGAACGGGGAAGGGAGCCUUUCAUUAUAUGAUACAUAAAUGUCCUAUAAGUCUCUUUG
Messenger RNA from Xyrauchen texanus (razorback sucker), 1395 nucleotides. RefSeq names its product PDZ and LIM domain protein 3-like. Lineage: Eukaryota; Metazoa; Chordata; Actinopteri; Cypriniformes; Catostomidae. The transcript has 7 exons. Gene Ontology annotation, cellular component: adherens junction; stress fiber; filamentous actin. The record is from RefSeq and is a predicted model, not a curated record. Bases 67 to 999 code for a protein of 310 amino acids. Gene Ontology annotation, molecular function: muscle alpha-actinin binding; actin binding. Gene Ontology annotation, biological process: muscle structure development; actin cytoskeleton organization; heart development.